AUCAAGCUAGGAUUUUACAUUAUGAAAAAUUAGAACCUUGUGAAAUAAUGUGCCGUAAUCUUAAAGAUAAUUUUAGGUUUUAUGCUAAAAUUGUCCCAGAUGACUAUCAAGAGCCUACUAUGAUACAAAUCAUAGAAAGACAUUUUUCUAAUAUUUUUGACUUUGAUGAAGGUUUAACCAAUAAAAAAGAUAUUUUUCUGGUGGGAGGUAUUAUUCACACAGUGGAUAUUUUAAAAAAUUUACCAAAAGAUAAUUUAAAAUUAACCAUUACAUGGUAUUUUGGUUCUAAUCAUAUUAUAACCAUUUGGGGAGGUCUGAAUGAGCCACUAGUCAGUUAUUCUUGUUACUUUAGAGGGUAUUUUCCUUAUUGGGCUCAUGAAAGAGCACGAGCCCAUAAAGAUUUUGAUUAUAUAUUAGAUACGGAUGCUUGUAAAAAGUAUGAAAAUUAUGUAUAUGAGAUUAGCAACAAGCAUUAUGCUUAUUGUGCUGCAAAAAUG
Molecule: messenger RNA, 497 nt
Organism: Racocetra persica
Lineage: Eukaryota; Fungi; Glomeromycota; Glomeromycetes; Diversisporales; Gigasporaceae
Source: the annotation of a GenBank genome assembly